GCAGUUCAGUAGUGCCUGGUGCGGAAGGGAACGGGCUCAGAGUGUGUGUGUGUGUGUGUGUGUGUAGGAGUGUAUCUUUGGAUUUUUAGGGUGUUGGGAAGGGAGGUCCGAGCCGGGCCUUGUGACGGCACAUCUUUAUCACCACUGACAGGAAGGAAGGGUUUUCACCAGAGCCAGAGGGAAACCACACACACACACACACGCACACGCACACACGCACGCACGCAUGCACGCAAACACACACACACACACACACACACACACACACACACACACACACACACACACACACACACACUCCUCCCACAGUGGCUGUUCCUCUAAAAGGCUGCCAGCUCUUUGAUGAUCACUGAGCGUCUUCUGAAGUUCGUAGGAAUGAACUUUGACUUCACACACUCUGGCCCUUAACCCUGAGGAAGAGGAGAGAUGAAGAAGCACUUCACUACUAUCCCACUCAUCCACGUCACAGAGGCGGAGCGUGGCAGCGAUGGUAACAACAUCCUCAGCCUCCCGGUACCGAUGCGGCGGGGGGGCUCUGAGUCCAACCUGGUGUCUGACGGGGGCGAGGGGGGCGUGGGCCUGGACUUCACUAAGGGCCGCCUGGCCAUCGACAGCCUGCAGCAGAAGAUACUCAAGGUGACAGAGCAGAUCAAGGUGGAACAGACAGCCAGGGACCAGAAUGUGGCAGAGUACCUCAAACUGGUCAACAACGCUGACAAGCAGCAGGUGGCACGCAUACGCCAGGUGUUUGAGAAGAAGAACCAGAAGUCUGCCCACAGCAUCGCCCAGCUGCAGAGGAAGCUGGAGCAGUACCACCGUCGGAUGAAGGAGGAGGCCAACGGGGCCAAGCACCUGCCCAGGGAUGCCCGGGGGGAGGGGGGAAAGGAGGGCCAAAAGGACGGCAGCCUGCGGGACGUCAGCUCGGCCAGCGCGCGCAACCCGGCAAUGGACAAGGUCAAGACCAUCGGCCCCGGGGUCUCCCUCUCGCCCCCCUUCUUCUUCAACAAGUCGCGGGAGUUCGCCAACCUCAUCCGCAACAAGUUCGGCAGCGCAGACAACAUUGCCCACAUGAAGAGCUCCAUGGAGACGGGGGCGGGGCUCCAGGCAGAAGGCGGGGCCCGGGCGCUGAGUGGCAGCGCCACCACGAUUGCCAAGGCCAAGUACCCCAGCGACGACGAAUGUUCCACGGGGACCUCUGUGUCGGCGGACUCCAACGGGAACCCGGCGGGGGGGUCGGGGUUGGGGUCAGGGGGUGGGCCGGGGAGGUCAGACUCUCAAGCGAGGCUGGGGGAGGUGCUGGAGGAGGUCAGGGAGAUUAGGGAGGCCCAGGCACAGCUGACCGAAGACAUGGAGUCACUGAAAAGCCAGUUCAAGAGUGACUACAGCUUCAUCACACAGACGCUGCAGGAGGAGAGAUACAGGUUUGAGCGGUUAGAGGACCAGUUAAAUGACCUGACAGAGUUGCACCAGCAUGAGACCAGUAACCUGAAGCAGGAGCUGGCCAGCAUCGAGGAGAAGGUGGCUUACCAGGCCUACGAGAGAGCUAGGGACAUCCAGGAGGCUCUGGAGUCGUGUCAGACGCGUGUCUCUAAGCUGGAGCUCCAGCAGCAGCAGCAGCAGACGGUACAGGUGGAGAACACAGACGCCAAGGUGCUGCUGGGGAAAUGCAUCAACAUCAUGCUGGCCAUCGUCACGGUGAUCCUGGUGUGCGUUUCCACGGCGGCCAAGUUCACCGCGCCCCUCCUGCGGAGCCGCAUGCACCUGGCUUUCACCUGCAUGGGUUUAUCCCUACUGGUGGUCAUCUGGAAGAACUGGGAGCACCUGCAGUGUGCCCUGGAACGCAUGCUCCUCCCACACUGAGCUAGACUCCUCCCAUGUUAAGCAAGUCUCCACCCAGUCUGAGUUUGUCCCCCUCACACUGUGGGUUUGGCACCACCCACACCGAGCUUGCGACUUUGGAACUCUGUGACGUUGUCAUAGUGAUAGAUUAAAUGGGGCGGCGUUUACAAUGUAGCCUUACACCCCACCACCCUUGUGUCUCUCCCCCUCUCUGUCUUUUGGAGUUUGGGCAGAACUCCUUGAGGGAAAUUGUUUCCAAACAGUGCCAGUGUGCCACUACAGUACAAAUUACAGGAAAGCAAGACUGACCAAUCAGAUGGUGGCUACAGAGGAAGCAGGACCAGUCACAUACAGUAUUAUUGCGGACACUGGUCUUUGUGUGGUUGUCAAUCUCAAUAGGACAUUGAACUGCACUAUACAGGUGGUAAGCUUUACAUAUAACCUUUAUAGGGGAAACAAGGGGUCACUCGAUUGGUUCCCUGUCUUUUGCGGAGUCGUACUUACAUCACCUUAAUUACACUAACACACUGACAGUAUUAAAGACCUCUGGCUCUGAUCCACACACAGUCUCACUCCCACCCCCCCAAGCCACUAUGAUACACAUUCACCCACACUCACACUGACAGUAUUAAAGACCUCUGGCUCUGAUCCACACACAGUCUCACUCCCACCCCCCCAAGCCACUAUGAUACACAUUCACCCACACUCACACUGACAGUAUUAAAGACCUCUGGCUCUGAUCCACACACAGUCUCACUCCCACCCCCAAGCCACUAUGAUACACAUUCACCCACACUCACACUGACAGUAUUAAAGACCUCUGGCUCUGAUCCACACACAGUCUCACUCCCACCCCCAAGCCACUAUGAUACACAUUCACCCACACUCACACUGACAGUAUUAAAGACCUCUGGCUCUGAUCCACACACAGUCUCACUCCCACCCCCAAGCCACUAUGAUACACAUUCACCCACACUCACACUGACAGUAUUAAAGACCUCUGGCUCUGAUCCACACACAGUCUCACUCCCACCCCCCCAAGCCACUAUGAUACACAUUCACCCACACUCACACUGACAGUAUUAAAGACCUCUGGCUCUGAUCCACACAUAGUCUCACUCCCACCCCCCCAAGCCACUAUGAUACACAUUCACCCACACUCACACUGACAGGAAUGAGACUUGUGUGUCAGUGUAUGUACAGGGGGUGGGGGUGUUCUCCAUGUGAGAGCGCUUUGUCUGUGUGUACCUGUACUGUCAAGUGAUGACAUGUUUUAUAAUUGGAAGGAAAAAAAAGACAAAGGACAAUGUUUCUUUUUUAAAGUGUAAUAUUUGUCUGAGUGUCCGUGAAGGGUGGUUAAUUUUUUACAAAGGAAUGGUAAUGAACUGCAGGACUGCCUCUUGUUUCUGUGUACUGGUAUGCGGGUUUGUGGAUAAAUGGUGUCUUAUGUACUCUAUAUAGUCUAUUAACAGAUGCAGUGGAACUGCCACGGGUCUAGUCUAUAAGGGGUGAAUUCACCCCAAGAGUUAUGUGUUCUCUCUCCCAAAGGAAAUGCAUAGACUGACCCUUUAGCCGCUAACAUGCUAACUGUGAUAUCCUCUGCCAGUCUUUGAUGGAUCUGGGGGAGGUAACCUCUGACCUGACACACAAACCUAAUUUCUGAUUCCUCCUUUAAUAUUGAUGAUAAUGUCAUUGUUGUGAAAUAGGAAUUAAGCUCUGUUCAGAAUGGGCUGAACAAAGGAUUUGACUUCUACCAAAUGGUUCAGACAGAUUUGAACACAUUUUAUUUGUUUUCUCUGAAAUGUUUCAUAUUUUUUUGCCUUUUUACAAUGAGAACAGAACAAAAUGAACAUUCUAAAUGCCUUUGAUGCUAUCGUCUGAUUGGACAGAGAUGGGAGGGUGGGAGGGAAGUGAGUGAUGCAGCUCUGGCCCCACCCACUCUGUAAGCUACUUAUCACUGUGAUGAUGAUGAUGAUGAUAGUGGCCAGGCCUAAUUGCCUUUUCAAUGCAGCUUCUGUGUUAAACCUGAUAUUUUCUGUGCUUUGGUCUCUGCCUCUUUAAAAAGCCAAAUGUGGGUUGGUUCUAUGUGGCUGGUUGGCACCUUGAGUAAUAUAGUAUGUCAUGUCCUGAACCAUUGAUAUUUACACAGAGUUCCGGCUCUAUCCCAAAUCUAUCUAUUCCCUGUCUCUGUGUCUGGAGAGAGAGCCAUAUCCGAGAUUCACAGCCCAGGGACAAUAAUUCCGGUGUCUAGAUUCCGGUAUGUUAUCCCCUCGGAGUAGCAUUGCACAUGGUUGGUUUUAAUCCAGUUGUGGUUUUCCAAAACACAGUUUUUAAAACGAGAACAAAAAUAAAUCUUCCUUUUCUAGAAA
Molecule: messenger RNA, 4208 nt
Organism: Oncorhynchus nerka (sockeye salmon)
Lineage: Eukaryota; Metazoa; Chordata; Actinopteri; Salmoniformes; Salmonidae
Product: transmembrane and coiled-coil domain protein 3-like
Exons: 6
Coding region: 427-1860 (477 amino acids)
Cellular component (GO): endomembrane system
Source: RefSeq, a predicted model, not a curated record